AGCUUGCAAAUAUUAUGAUCUAGGAGGAACAAGGUGCCAUUGUGGCUCGCUGCUUCAUAGGUGUCCAGCUGGUAAGAGGCCAUGAUGCUUAGUGCAGUUGCUGCUCGUAAGGCCAAGGCUGAAGCCGAAGCGGCAGCGCAUGCACAAGCCGCAGCAUCAGCAUUGCAAGACACAGGCACCUCGCGAAUUGGGUCACGCAAAAAGCCUCGAUUGGUUGGACCGAGCGAGAAUGACAGCCAUGUAGGCGCUGCAUCAGGGCUCGAAAGGCUGGUGAAUGCGAAACUGGAAGGUGCAGCUGAAGAAAUUGUCGAAAAGAUGCCGGAUGUCUCCAGCGAUGAAGACUCACAGUCCGAAGAGGAUGACGUCGAAAGUGUGGCGACAAUGGCACAAGUUGAGCUGCUUUCACUCGAGAAGAAGUCGAAAGGCUUGAGAUACUUUGCUGCGGCAGCCCAAAGACACACCAGCGACGUAGACGAUGCUGAGGAAAGGGAAGAGGAAGACUCGCAAAACGAAGAGGCUGAAGGAUCUGCAGAGCCUUCACACGAAACGUCCGAGGAUGACGAAGAAGGCGACGAGGUCGUCGGGACAAGUAGAAAAGAAUCGAGUGAUGCGAAUAGAGAGGACCGUGCAAAUUCUUUUGCAGUGCCUGUCAGUCGCAGAGCUGACAAGUCCCGGGCACGCGACGUCCGGGGAAUGGAGGACGGACUGCGAAUUUUGACAACGUGGCAACCCUGUUAUGGUGGUAAGGACAAGAAUUGCAUUCCAGCCACGUCUAGCAGUGGAGAAAUUCUCAUUGGAAUGAAAGAAGGAGAGACACUUGCGUUUGUCGGUGUUGUGCGCCUUAAAGUCCUCAGAGGUGUGGCAUCCAUCAGCGGAGCUCAUGUUCAAUCAACCUCUCAAGGGUCUUCCAGCCAGAUGAUAGUCAUUGCUCCGCACAGCAAUACCAUCCCGGUCAUCACGGCAGUGCGGAGGUCGGAUUCACCGAUCAGUGGCGAUUCCAACACCGGAGUGCCAACCUUGGGCCCUUCUUCCACCACGGUGCUCUGCAUUCAGCCGCAUCACAUGUCAGGCAUUCAAGAUAUCGGCCUUGUGUGUCCGCUCCCGACUGACCGACUUUUCGAAGCCGAAAUGUCGUAUCACUACUCACAGCUGCGCCUGCCGCUCUUUUGCCCGGUCGAAAAGGAGUCGAGGCUGAUCACAGGCCAGCAAACGGUCCCAGCUUGGGAUGCGGCGCUAGACAUGCUGGCCGAAACAUGUGCCGUCAAGGAUUCGGAAGCGAUGACCGUCUUGGUACGAGGUCCGAAACGAGUGGGAAAAUCGACCAUCGCUCGGAUGGCUCUCAAUCGAUUGAUCACCACUCGUCGUUUCUCCAAAGUCGCGUUCCUUGAUCUUGACUUGGGGCAAACCGAGUUUGGCCCACCUGGUAUUGUCUCACUACAUGUCUUCGAUGCGUCAUCCGACGCGCCUCUUAUCGUUGGCCCGUGUUGGUGCACUGCAAGACAGCCGCUAAGAGCCCACUUUGUCGGAGACGUGUCGCCUACGGAUGCGCCACAAGAUUACAUGCAGGCUGUCCUUGACCUCCUGGACCACUUCUUGGUCUUUGUGCAAAAUAUCGAGCCGCCUGCGCGGAGGGGUCGCCGUGCUGAAGAAUCUGAAUCGAUGACAGACCCAGUGCAGCCGAACGUCCCGCUGAUCGUCAAUACGAUGGGCUGGGUCAAAGGCUUGGGCGCAGACUUGCUCGCUCAGCUGGAGGAUCGCAUCGACGCAACGCACAUCUUUGACUUUAUGGCCGACUCGAGCGUUGACGUUAUGCCCAUCUCCAUCCCUCGCCGACACAGCAACGGCUCAACUUUGCUUGUUCCACUGCCACUUUUUGGCUCAACUUCGACCCGCCAUCUAGCGGCCGCAGACACACGCACACUAAGCAUGAUGUCUUACUUGCAUAUGAAAAGCAUUCCUGCUGCAGCAUCUCAUGAACUGCCGAUGUGGGAUUUCCAUACGCCAGUCAUCGCCAUCAAUCCGUACCAAAUCGAUCUCAAGUAUGGCUUCCCUGCCGGCGUCCACAUACUUCCAUUUGGGGCAGCAGUACCGAAAGUACAUCAGCUCGCAGCGCUGGACUGCAGCAUCUGCGCCAUCGUCGAGGUUGCUGCUGGCGGAGGCAGCGAGACGAGCGCACACCCAGCUUACGAACAAUCCACCUGCAUCGGUCUCGCUCUCAUCCGCAGCAUUUCUCAAGUGCAUAAUCAAAUUGAGCUCCUUACGCCUAUAUCACCGACUCUGCUCAACGGACAUAUUGGGAGACUCGCUUUGGUGAAGGGUGCAAUCCCUGUGCCCAUUUGGGCAUUUCUCGACCGCGAGCUAGUGCAAGCUGCCAAAGAGGGAACGCUCGCCGCUCGUCCCGGUGCACAGCUUUCCGGCGUGCCGUUUCGCCAAGUGCCAUAUCUCGACUUUCCAAUUCCACCAGACAUGCACGUGAACCAGAUCAGCCAAAAUGGCAACAGUACUGGCCCACCACAACAGAUUAUGGGGACAAGGGUGCGCAAGUUGAGAAAGAACGUCAUGCGCAAGGGGCAGCGCGCGGCUAUGCAAGCUGCUGGUUCAAUGUAAUGUUAUUGCUGCUCAAUCUAAGAGCAUCAUG
This is a messenger RNA of Tilletiaria anomala UBC 951, 2638 nucleotides long. RefSeq lists its product as uncharacterized. Gene Ontology annotation, molecular function: polynucleotide 5'-hydroxyl-kinase activity. Lineage: Eukaryota; Fungi; Basidiomycota; Exobasidiomycetes; Georgefischeriales; Tilletiariaceae. The transcript is spliced from 2 exons. Gene Ontology annotation, cellular component: nucleus. Bases 82 to 2607 code for a protein of 841 amino acids. The record is from RefSeq and is a predicted model, not a curated record. Gene Ontology annotation, biological process: cleavage in ITS2 between 5.8S rRNA and LSU-rRNA of tricistronic rRNA transcript (SSU-rRNA, 5.8S rRNA, LSU-rRNA).